Messenger RNA from Histoplasma mississippiense, 975 nucleotides. RefSeq lists its product as hypothetical. Gene Ontology annotation, molecular function: protein heterodimerization activity; RNA polymerase II general transcription initiation factor activity; transcription coactivator activity. Lineage: Eukaryota; Fungi; Ascomycota; Eurotiomycetes; Onygenales; Ajellomycetaceae. Gene Ontology annotation, cellular component: SAGA complex; transcription factor TFIID complex. Bases 1 to 975 code for a protein of 324 amino acids. Gene Ontology annotation, biological process: DNA-templated transcription initiation; RNA polymerase II preinitiation complex assembly. The transcript has a single exon. The record is from RefSeq and is a predicted model, not a curated record.
AUGACCUCACCACGGUCAAAUCCAGGCGCAUCCGCCCCAUCUACACAACCUCUCACACCUCCCGCCGAUGCGCCCUCAUCCACCAGCAACAAUCCCUCUCAAGCAAACAACCCAGCCACCACAACAGCCACCAACAACACCUCCACCAACCCCGGCCCAGCCAACGCAACCAUUCUCCCCGCCACCUCACUACAAGACACAGGCAAAUCCCGCCGCCCGCGCGAUGCGCGCCUCAUCCACAUGCUCCUCGCCUCUCUCGGCGUAACCGCAUACCAAGAACGUGUCCCCCUCCAGCUUCUCGACUUUGCUUACCGAUACACAUCCAGCACGCUGCAGGAUGCCGUCUACCUUGCCACGGAAGGGUAUCCGGGGGAGUCUGGGGGUGCUGGUACAUCUACUAGCAAAGGCGGCGGGGAUGGCAAGGCACAAGGCGGAGGCCAGCAGGCUGCGAAUUUGGAUCUCAGCUCAGUCAGCCUUGGCGCGCUGCGGAUGAGUAUUGCGUCGCGUCUGCAUUAUCAGUUCCAGCCGGGUCUGCCAAAGGAGUUUCUUAUGGAUGUUGCAGCGGAGAGGAAUCGAAUGAUGCUGCCUGGUGUUAUGCGGGGGGUUGAUGGUGGGGUGGCAGCCAGUGCGGCGGCGGCGGCGGCGUCGGCUGGUGGCGUUAUGAUGGGUGGGAUGAGGUUGCCGCCUGAGCGAUUUUGUUUGACAGGGGUUGGGUGGGGACUGAAGGAAGAGUGGGAGAGUGAGGGGGAGGAAGAAACGGGCGAGGGAGAGAUGGAAAUUGAUGCUGAUGGGAAUAAUAAUAGUGGGCAGCAGCAAGCUGGGGGGACGGGCCAAGUGUCAAUCACGAACGAGAGAGCAGACGGAGGGGAAGAUGAAGAUGAUGGUGAUGGUGAUGGAGCGAUGGAGGAUAUAUUUGGUGAUGAGGGCUUGGAUGGGGAAGUGCGGGAUGAGGAUAAGACCAUGACAGAUGUUUGA